This is a messenger RNA of Prosopis cineraria, 1555 nucleotides long. Its product is annotated as cellulose synthase-like protein E6. The record is from RefSeq and is a predicted model, not a curated record. Gene Ontology annotation, cellular component: trans-Golgi network; plasma membrane. Gene Ontology annotation, molecular function: cellulose synthase (UDP-forming) activity; mannan synthase activity. Gene Ontology annotation, biological process: cellulose biosynthetic process; plant-type primary cell wall biogenesis. Lineage: Eukaryota; Viridiplantae; Streptophyta; Magnoliopsida; Fabales; Fabaceae.
AUGCAUGAUAUGGGGGUACAGAAUAAGGAAGGUAUUUGCCGCCGGAGGAGGAGGAGGAGGAGGAUGGGUUCAUGUGUGUAUGAUGUGGUCGGAGAUGUGCUUCGGAGUGUUCUGGAUUCUCACUCAAUCUCUUCGUUGGACUAUUCUCCAUCACUCCCCCUUCAAACACAUCCUCUCCCGCAGAUAUGGUGAAGAGGAGCUACCAGGAGUUGACAUAUUUGUGUGCACGGCAGAUCCAAAGUUGGAGCCACCAAGCAUGGUGAUGAACACAUUGUUAUCAGCAAUGUCUUACAAUUAUCCUGCAAAUAAGCUCAGUGUUUAUCUCUCUGAUGAUGGAGGUUCUGAGCUCACUUUCUAUGCUCUUCUCAGAGCUUCUCUUUUCUCCAAGCAUUGGAUUCCUUUCUGCAGAAGAUUCAACAUUCAACCCAGAUCUCCUGAGGCUUACUUUUCCCAGAAUUCUGGGGCCAGCCAUCAAAAUCAUCCAAAAUUCUCAUCCAUCAAGAAAUUAUACGAAGAUAUGAAAAGUGAGAUAGACUCAGUUGUAGAAAAAGGAAAGGUUCCGGAUGCAGUGAGGAGCCAACACAGAGGAUUCUCAGAAUGGAAUGCCAAAGCCACAAAGCAGAACCAUCAUCCCAUCGUGCAGAUUAUAAUUGACGGAAGGGACACAAAUGCUGUAGAUGAUGACGGAUUUCCAUUGCCAACCCUAGUAUACGUGGCACGGGAGAAGCGACCAAUCCCUCACCACUUCAAAGCAGGAGCUAUGAAUGCACUCAUAAGAGUGUCAUCAGAGAUAAGCAAUGGAGCUAUAAUUCUCAACUUGGACUGCGACAUGUAUCCAAGUAGUUCAGAUACGAUCCAAGAAGCACUGUGUUUCUUCAUGGAUGAAACAAGAGGCCACCAGAUAGCUUAUGUGCAAUUUCCCCAAAGCUUCAACAAUCUCACUAAGAAUGACUUCCUCUCAAAUUCUUUUGCUGUGGCCGCUCAGAUUGAGCUUGCUGGCUUAUGUGGACAUGGAGGAACCCUAUACUGUGGAACUGGGUGUUUCCAUAGAAGAGAGAGUCUCUCAGGAACACAUUUCAAAGAUUAUCGCAAAGCAAAAUGGGACACCAAACUUGAGACAGAAGAUAAAAGAACAGCUGAUGAACUGAUUGAAGCAUCAAAAGCUCUUGCCAGUUGUGCAUAUGAGAAGGGCACACAGUGGGGCAGAGAGAUGGGAUUGAUAUAUGGGAUUCCUGCGGAAGACGUAGUCACAGGGCUUGUGAUCUCAAGCAGAGGUUGGAAAUCGAUUUACUAUAACCCAGAAAGAAAGGCUUUCAUGGGACUAGCUCCGACAACCCUUGACGUGCUUCUUGUUCAGCACAGGAGGUGGGGACAUGGCUUGUCUCAGGUCUUCUUCUCCAAGUACUGUCCUUUCAUUUAUGGGCACGGGAAGAUCAGCUUGGGUUUUCAAAUGGGAUACAGUACGUACCUGCUUUGGGCUCCACUCUCUCUUCCUCUUUGCUAUCUCAUUCUCCUUCCCAUUUCCACAUUUCAUGGCAUUCCUCUGUUCCCACAG